Messenger RNA from Amorphotheca resinae ATCC 22711, 1206 nucleotides. RefSeq lists its product as hypothetical. The transcript is spliced from 4 exons. Gene Ontology annotation, biological process: regulation of signal transduction; regulation of dephosphorylation. Bases 53 to 1117 code for a protein of 354 amino acids. NCBI's taxonomy places the organism in Eukaryota, Fungi, Ascomycota, Leotiomycetes, Helotiales, Amorphothecaceae. Gene Ontology annotation, cellular component: cytosol. Gene Ontology annotation, molecular function: protein phosphatase 2A binding. The record is from RefSeq and is a predicted model, not a curated record.
CAUCCCCGCAAAUACAAGACGAUAUCACCAACCGGUGGAUAAGCACUCUGCAAUGGAAGAACAAAGCAUCAGAGCUCUCUUUGGCUCUGCAGAGCGCCAGAGGAAAGACAUUGAGGCAUCAUGGGACAGCAACACCGCAACAUACCAGCAAAACCUCGCCGCCGCGAUAGCAACCUACGAGAACUGUCUCCAGCUCGCCGACCGACUCUCGCUGUUCAGUCCCAAUGAGACGCUCGAGGAUCUGGCCUCCGGUGACAUGCAAUAUCUUCUGAUCAACUACCGCCUCGCAGACCUUAUCCAGCGUAUCUCCUCCCCUGACCGCAAACAGAUCCUCCAGCGGGCGCGAGACGCAUACGAGCGCUACCUAAACCUCCUCGACCACUACGAGAUCCUCUCCCCCGCCGACAAGAAGCUCUACAAUACGUACACCGAAUCACCGACCACCUUCUCCACAGUCUCGAGCAGCGACCCGAGCGUACGCCGCGGCGCCAAGAUCGCGAAUUUCAAGCUCGAGAAGGAAUUGAAGCGGAAGCUGGAGUUCCUGGAACAGUCCCCUGCCUACCUACAAAACGACGAUGCUGCCGUCCGCGAACUGCACCUCGCCAAUAUCGCCUUAUGCACACAUGCCACCUUCCAAGCUCUGGAGUCUAUAAACCGCGAGUUGGAGGUCCUUGCUAUGGCGCCUCCCCCUGCGGGUCCCACGCCGCAGGCUCUCGAGCGUGAUUACCGCGAGCGAGCCGGUCUGCGCGAUGGGUCUGAGUACUCGGAGCGUUUGGAUCGGAGGGAUGUGCUGUCAGCUGCAAACAAGGGGCCACUAUUAAGCUCAGGAGGCAAGCCAUUACGGCCCUUUACGUUGCUGGAUAGCAGACAGACGAUCAAAGAGGGCGUGUUCAGACCAGGGCAUAACUUGCCGACGAUGACGAUCGAUGAGUAUCUGGAGGAGGAGCGGGCUAGAGGGGGCAUUAUUGAGGGGGGUGGCGAGGCGAGUGGUAUCCCUCCAGAGCCGGAUGAGGAUAAUUACGAGAAGGCGGAUCAGGAGACGAUGAAGGCGAGAGAGUGGGACGAGUUUGUAGAGAGUAAUCCGAAGGGUUCGGGAAAUACAUUAAAUAGAGGAUAAUUUAAGGAUAUAUAAGUCAAGGUACCAUGGACAUUUCUUGCUGUGAUUGUGACUUGUAUGCAUGGAAUUUAAUUUAUUUUUUGCUGCUG